Messenger RNA from Strigops habroptila (Kakapo), 2407 nucleotides. RefSeq names its product programmed cell death 4 (gene PDCD4). The coding region runs from base 650 to 2050 and encodes 466 amino acids. Gene Ontology annotation, biological process: negative regulation of DNA-templated transcription. The record is from RefSeq and is a predicted model, not a curated record. Gene Ontology annotation, cellular component: nucleus; cytosol. NCBI's taxonomy places the organism in Eukaryota, Metazoa, Chordata, Aves, Psittaciformes, Psittacidae. The transcript has 14 exons.
GGCGGCAGUGUCGCUGGGUGAGGUUGGGGGAAGAAAACAAACACGAGCAGGCAAGGGCGCGCGCACGGGGCGGGGCCGCGCGCGCGAGCACCGCCGGUAACGGUCUCGCUUAGGGCGGCCUCUGAGGGGAGGUGGCUCGGCCGGCCCUGCCCGGCCCUGCCCUGCCCUGCCCGGUGCGGUGCGGUUCGGGCGGCCCUGCCUCCGCCUCCUCUUCCUCCUCCUCCUUGCGGGGUGGCCAAGCCGCGGGUGCCGCCGUGAGGGGUGUGGGGGGGCUGCUCCUCCUCCUUCUCCUCCUCGUCGUCUUGACCGACUGCCGCCCCGCUGCUCGGUGGCAGCGUCGCUGAGGGCACGUCCCGUGAGGUGCGGGAGGGUUUCAGGCAGCAGCCGGGCGUGGCGAGCGGGGGCCGGGCCUGUGCCGCCCUGCGAGCGGUUGGAGAGGUGGACAACUGAUGGAACAUUCCACUACGAAGAAUAAAACUGCUCUUACAAGGUAGUUUGCUCAGAUUAGACUGAGAUCCAUACAGGAAAAAGAAAGAUCUCUCAACCAACAGUGACUGGGACCUCUUGAGAACUCCUGAAUGAUCGGUUGAGGCCUUGGAGGGAAAGCAUUAAAGACUUUACAUUUCACGGUCAGUUCUGUUAAGCAACUAUGGAACUAGAAAAGGACCACAUUUCUACUACCCCAACAGAACUUGAGAAUCUAAGUGAUGCUCCAUUUUCCGGUGAUGAAGAAAAUGGUGGGUCUGAGGAGCGGAAGACUGAAAUCAAUGGAAAUUGGAUUCCUGCAACUUCAAUUACUGAGGCCAAAAUAAACGCUAAAGCAAAGAGACGCUUGAGGAAAAACUCUUCCAGAGAUUCUGGGCGAGGAGACUCUGUUAGUGACAAUGGAGAGACACUGAAGGUUGGAGCUGCACCGACGAGCCCAAAGGGGAAACUCCUGGACAGGAGAUCCCGGUCUGGAAAGGGAAGAGGUCUACCAAAGAAAGGUGGGGCAGGUGGUAAAGGAGUUUGGGGAACACCAGGUCAAGUAUAUGAUGUGGAAGAAGUAGAUAUUAAGGAUCCUAAUUACGAUGAUGACCAGGAGAACUGUGUCUAUGAAACUGUUGUUUUACCUCUGGAUGAAAGAGCAUUUGAAAAAACUUUGACACCAAUCAUACAGGAGUAUUUUGAACAUGGAGAUACUAAUGAAGUUUCGGAGAUGCUGAAGGAUUUGAACCUUGGUGAAAUGAAAUACAGUGUGCCAGUGCUGGCUGUCUCCCUGGCAUUAGAGGGGAAGGCUAGUCACAGGGAAAUGACAUCCAAGCUUAUCUCCGACCUUUGUGGGACAGUAGUAAGCAAAACUGAUGUGGAAAAGUCGUUCGAUAGAUUGCUUAAAGAACUACCUGAAUUGGUGUUGGAUUCUCCCAGGGCACCACAGUUGGUGGGCCAGUUUAUUGCUAGAGCUGUUGGAGAUGGGAUUCUAAGCAGUACCUACAUAGAUGGCUACAAAGGCACUGUGGAUUGCAUCCAAGCUCGAGCUGCACUGGACCGAGCUACUGUGUUGCUGAGCAUGACCAAGGGUGGAAAGCGUAUAGACAGCGUGUGGGGAUCAGGAGGUGGGCAGCAGUCUGUGAAACACCUGGUUAAAGAGAUUGAUAUGUUGCUGAAAGAGUAUCUGCUUUCCGGAGAUGUAUUGGAAGCUGAACGUUGCCUUCAGGAACUGGAAGUACCCCAUUUUCACCAUGAACUUGUAUAUGAAGCCAUUGUAAUGGUUUUGGAGUCAACUGGGGAAAAGACCUUUAAAAUGAUACUGGAUUUGCUGAAAUCUCUCUGGAAGUCUUCUGUCAUUACUGUGGACCAAAUGAAAAGGGGUUAUGAACGAGUUUACUGUGAAAUCCCAGAUAUCAACCUGGAUGUGCCACACUCCUAUUCUGUGCUUGAGCGGUUUGUAGAGGAAUGCUUUCAGGCUGGAAUAAUCCCCAAACCACUGAGAGACCUCUGUCCUUCAAGGGGCAGAAAGCGUUUUGUGAGUGAAGGAGAUGGAGGUCGUCUUAAGCUGGAGAGCUACUGAAUGUGAGAACCAGCUCCUGAAGCCUUAAAUGUUGAAAGGGAAAUAGGACAGUGUUGUCAUCAUAAAAUCACCGUUUAUACAAAGCUUUAUAGAAGGGUCAAGUUAAGCUGCUGUGAUCCCAUUUCCAUUGCUGCUGAAGAAAUACUGUGCUUUGGGAGGAAAAAAAAAAAAUAGCUGUUUCUUUGUUUUAAAGAGCCCAAGAAAACGGAGUUGGCUCAUAAGAUUACUUCAUCUGUUCCAGGGGAGAACACUGGUUGGUUUUAGCCCCUGCGUACCAAACUUGUCUUUUUUUUUUUUCUAUGUAACUGGAAAAGUGAAAAGUUCUGGUAAAACAUAUUAAAAAUAUUUUUUUGUGAU